GCUAACCUUCUACCUGAAUCUACCACUUGGAUUGUCGUCUUGACAGCGAGCGAGAAAUCACGAAACCAAGGUCUUAUUCUCCACCUCGCAUAGUCAUUGCUUUCUUUUCAAGGCCAUUUCCUCCCAAAACACCUACUUGUUCGAUACGAGCAAUGACGACUUUCAUGGGUCAACCUCACAGCGAGGCUAUCGGAUAUUCCUUCACUCAGACAGCCAGUGUUCCCAUCAAGGAGCAUUCAUUCUACCCAUACACCGAUAAUGGCGGUUCGACAUUAGGCAUCACUGGCUCCGACUUCGCUAUUCUUGCUGGUGACACUCGCUCCGUUGCAGGCUACAAUAUCAACUCUCGCUACGUUCCCAAAGUUUUCAAAAUUGGCGGUGAUGACGAAACUGGCGACGGCGCUCAUAUUCUUCUCUCGGUCGUGGGUUUCGCCGCGGACGGUCAGGCCCUCAAAGAACGACUAGACGCUGUGGUGAAAAUGUACAAGUAUCAGCAUGGAAAGUCAAUGUCCGUUGGAGCAUGUGCUCAGCGCCUGUCGACGAUAUUGUAUCAGAAACGGUUCUUUCCAUACUACGUGCAUGCUAUUCUUGCAGGACUAGAUGAGGAUGGCAAAGGUGCGUUGUACAGCUACGACCCAGUAGGCUCGUACGAAAGAGAACAAUGCAGAGCAGCUGGUUCUGCAGCGAGCUUGAUUAUGCCAUUCUUGGACAAUCAAGUCAAUUUCAAGAAUCAAUAUAUCCCUGGCAGCGGUGAAGGUCAUGCUCUGGAGCCUAAGAGAGCGGAGCCACUGCCAAGAGACACGGUUGAACGGCUUGUACGGGAUGCAUUUACGAGUGCUGUUGAAAGGCAUAUCGAAGUUGGAGACGGUCUGCAGAUGAUGGUUAUCACCAGCGCAGGUAUAGAGGAGAUCUAUUACCCAUUGAAGAAGGACUAAACAAAUUUUAUUUACCUGCGUCGGAAUAAUUUUCAAGGCCAGCAAAGUGGACAGCAUCCUGAAAUUUGGUCCAUUACUGAGCAAGGGCUACUCUCUAUUUGAAGCUGUGUCAUCGUCUCAUUGAGUUUUUGUUGAAUCAGAUAUUACCUCCUCCCUAACGCCAGUACCAUGUCAU
This is a messenger RNA of Aspergillus homomorphus CBS 101889, 1110 nucleotides long. It is a transcript of the gene prs3, whose product is annotated as proteasome core particle subunit beta 6. The coding region runs from base 153 to 935 and encodes 260 amino acids. NCBI's taxonomy places the organism in Eukaryota, Fungi, Ascomycota, Eurotiomycetes, Eurotiales, Aspergillaceae. The record is from RefSeq and is a predicted model, not a curated record. The transcript is spliced from 2 exons. Gene Ontology annotation, cellular component: proteasome core complex.